Tauraco erythrolophus (red-crested turaco) is the source of this 2036-nucleotide messenger RNA. NCBI's taxonomy places the organism in Eukaryota, Metazoa, Chordata, Aves, Musophagiformes, Musophagidae. The record is from RefSeq and is a predicted model, not a curated record.
CACACGCUGCCGUUCUCCUCUCUCUUUGAUGACAGAACUUUUGGCAGGAGUUUGCACAUUGACCUUGUCAUCCUGGCUGCGUUCCAUCCUGAAUGGCCAUCGCUGCUGAAAUACUACAGCCACACGGACGGUGUCAGCUGGCUUGAAGAGUACAAAGCACGGCACAAUGCUGGUCUAGAAGCCCAGCGGAUUGUAGCUUCGUUCUCCAAAAGGUUCUUUUCAGAGCACGUCCCCUGUGAUGGAUUCAGUGACAUUGAGACUCUCGGGUGCCCAAGUCAUUUUUUUGAGGAUGAGCUGAUGUGUAUCCUUAACAUGGAAGGAAGGAAAGGUCUCACCUGGAAGUACUAUGCAAAGAAAAUUCUAUACUUCCUACGGCAACAGAAUAUAUUAAAAAAUCUGAAGGAGUAUCUUCAACGCCCGACUGAUCGGCAGUCAUUUUUGGAGGGUGCUGUUUUAAUUGACCAGUACUGUAACCCACUGUCAGACAUCUGCUUAAAAAGUGUCCAGGCACAGGUGGAUGAUAUCGCAGAUAAAGUGCGCAAAGUCCUGCGGACGAAAAAUCCAAGGCACCCCAGCUUGGCUUCCAAGGCAGGAGAGGUCCUGAUUCCAGAAGUGGAGCUUCAGCGGCAAGUACUUGAUGCCAUGAAUUGUGUCCUGUAUGAGCAGUUAAAAUACAAAGGGAAUGAGCUGGAUUACUACAACUCCCUGAAUUCAUACAUUCACCAGGUUUUGAUUCGCAGGACAGGAAUUCCCAUCAGUUUAUCUGUGCUUUAUUUGACAAUUGCAAGGCAGCUGGGAGUCAGACUUGAACCAGUCAACUUCCCUAGCCAUUUUCUACUGCGAUGGUGUCAAGGAAAAGAAGGAAGCACAGAUAUUUUUGACUACACCUACAUUGACGCCUUUGGGAAGGGGAAGCAGCUGACGGUGAAGGAGUGCGAGUACCUUAUUGGCCACCAUGUGACAGAGGAGUUCUAUGGAGUGGUGACUUCAAAAGAGGUCUUGCAGCGUAUGGUGGGAAAUCUCUUAAACCUUGGCAAGCGAGAAAGCACUGAUCAGUCUUACCAACUCUUGAGAGACUCGUUGGAUCUCUACCUGGCCAUGUAUCCGGACAACGUGCAGCAUCUAAUGCUCCAGGCUAGGUUAUACUUCCACCUGGGAAUCUGGCCAGAAAAGGUUCUCGACAUCUUGCAGCAUAUUCAAGCUUUGGACCCAUCCCAGCAUGGGGCUGUUGGGUACUUGGUUCAGCAUACCCUGGAGCAUAUUGAGCGCCGGAAGGAGGAGGUGGGACCUGAGGUGAAGCACCGUUCUGAUGAGAAGCACAAAGAGGUCUGCUUUUCCAUCGGGCUGAUUAUGAAACACAAGAGAUAUGGCUAUAACUGCGUGAUUUAUGGCUGGGAUCCCGCCUGCAUGAUGGGGCACGAAUGGAUCCGGAAUAUGAACGUCCACAGCCUUCCACAUGGCCCCCACCAGCCUUUCUACAACGUGCUAGUGGAAGAUGGCUCUUGCAGAUACGCUGCUCAAGAGAACCUGGAAUAUAACUCUGAGCCUCGGGAGAUCCCUCACCCUGACAUCGGCCGCUAUUUUUCAGAGUUUACCGGCAUUCACUACCUAGCAAAUACCGAGCUAGAAAUUCGGUACCCGGAGGAUUUGGAGCUCACACGUGCCACGGUUCAGAAGAUCUACAGUUCAGGCAAGGAGUGAGUGCAAAAGGCACCAUGAGGACAGAAGCAGCUGGAGUGUAGCUUUACCCUCUUUGCAAAACUUGCAUGGAAGGCAAGUUUGGUGACAAUCCUUUGGCUUAAUGCAUUGAAAACUGCAUUGAACUUCGUAACUGGUGCUAUAGCAUCUUUUCGUUGCCUGCCUGCCCAUUCUGGCCCAAAGGCACAGGGCACAUUGGUAGUGAAGGCCAAGUUCAAAGAUCUUGCAGGGACAGUCAUGCUAGGAAGCGCGUUGUCCUUUGGAAGGAUUUGCGCAUACUACUCGUCCUGUGAUUGUCUUGCCUAGAAGGUCAACGCAGUGAGAUCCCUGGUGUGGAA